Molecule: messenger RNA, 2109 nt
Organism: Malaya genurostris
Lineage: Eukaryota; Metazoa; Arthropoda; Insecta; Diptera; Culicidae
Product: phospholipase A1 member A-like
Exons: 7
Coding region: 387-1454 (355 amino acids)
Molecular function (GO): lipase activity
Source: RefSeq, a predicted model, not a curated record
GAAACUCUCUAAACCAGCAGCGGCGCACUUAGUAUACUUCGUCAAAUACUGUUCAAUGUGCGAGGUUGUGCUGUAAGUUCAGUUCCACCACCAACCCGGACUAGGGAGUUCGUGCUAGGUAAUGUCUUCGAGGGCCGCUCAUUACGUAUCGGUGCGUUUUCAAGACCUGUUGCUUCAAAGUCAAGCGGAUACACAGAGCAUAAUCAAUUCGCGCGCAUCGAUUAAUCCUUAAGAAGAUAGACUUUACAGUGUAAAGAAAAAGGGUAAUCGAAUCAUACACAGGUUUUAAAUUCUAUUGCGGUAUAUUAUAUACAUAUUUGUAGUGCGAGUUUAUUUUUCUUAUAAUUGAAGCUAUUUAGUUUCAAGUUCAAGUUUCAAGUUACAAAAUGUUGAUAAUGAUUUUUCUGACUUCUGCGCUUAUUUGUGGCAGCUUUGUGAUUUAUGGACAAGCACAACACCUGAUUUCUCAGGCGUUGUACCUCGGCGAUCCAGAAUCCUACAACACUACCAAAGAGGACUGCGUGUGGAAGCGAGAGGGUGGAGUAAACUACUGUCCGGAUCCGGCUAUCAAAACCAUCUUGUACACGUCCGGAUUAAUUAAGGAAAAACUAGUUUUUGACAUGAACCAUCCGGACUGGCUGAACGACUCCGAGUGGGAACCGGCGAAGGAGAAUAUAAUUCUAGUUCAUGGUUACGCCGGUGGAGAAGACUCGUUACCGAUUGUGGUGCUAAGAGAUGCCUAUGUGAAUCACGGAGGAUACAAUGUGUUCAUGGUGGAUUGGGGUUCUCUGGGUCAACCGCCUUGUUAUGUUGCGGCAGUGUACAAUAUUAAACCGAUUGCAGUCUGCUUGUCUCAAACUUUUAUGAAACUUCGUGCUCUGGGACUUCCCACGGAGAAAACGACUUGCGUAGGACAUUCACUAGGAGCUCAUAUUUGUGGGCUUAUGGCCAAUUAUUUGAACUAUAGAAUAGAAAGAAUCAUCGGCUUGGAUCCUGCACGGCCUCUCAUCAAACCCGGAAACAUGAAUCGUCUGGAUAGCGGCGACGCAAAGUCGGUUCAAGUAAUUCACACUAACGCUGGUUAUUAUGGGGAAGGAGGACAAGUGGGGCAUAUUGAUUUUUGCAUUAAUGGUGGACGUCGACAGCCCUAUUGUGGAAACAGCACGAAUAUAAACUUAUGCAGCCACAUUUGGUCUGUCUGCUAUUUGGCGCAAUCCUUAUUCGAAGGUUCCGAACCGAUGGCGGAACCGUGUAAUCGAAGAUGUCCGACAAACGUGCUGAUACCUCCCGGCAGGCAAAGAAGAGGCCGCUUCGGUUAUGCGCCAGGGUAUUCUAUUCCCAUGGGACAAAGGACUCCAACGAAUGCCUUCGGCUCGUACUGCAUCAAAGAUAACAUACCGCCAUUUUGUCCAUCCCUUCCUGGUGAACCAGGCGAUAAGCGAUGCUGCAUUUAAUGUUAUAGAAAAUAAUUUCUAAAUAGUUACCCCUUUUCUGGGUUACAACCAAACAUUCGUAUUAAUAGUAGAAUAAUCGGUAACAAACUUUGCAAAAGAUUUUGCUGCAUAUCUGAAAGUUUGAAACAUAGCUGCUAUAUUUCAGUUAGUAAUAAGUACUUUAAAUGGCUGUUAAGUCCGAUUCACACGUUCUGUCUGUUCGAGCUGUUACGAAUUCGUUAACAUAAGUUUUAUGUAAUUGUCACGAAAGCACAAAUUCUUUGUAAUUUUUACUAUCCAUGACAGUGUCAAAACGAAAACUGCAAUAAGUAAUAUGCUAAAGUUCCACGAGACGGCUUCGUUGACGUUGACGCAAACAGAUGUAUCGUCUGAAUCGUACUUUAAUAGUAAAUUUUUCAUCUUCAAUACAUCGAAGCAUUUGGUUAUUUUCCGAUAAAAGUAUCUAUUGAUUAUCUUUAAGUUACUUUGAAGUAACUUUAAAGCACUGACUGCGGAAAUGUUGUGUGCUGCUUAUUUCUACUUAUAAUAUGAUAUAUAACUGCCAAGUAGUUGUUCAUAAAUAGUAAGUAAGAUAGUCAAACUUGUAUGUUUGUACAUAAUUUAUAUUCAAUCAAGAUAUUGAAUUAAGUGCAAAGAAAUUUUUUUUUAUGUUCUG